Nannospalax galili (Upper Galilee mountains blind mole rat) is the source of this 933-nucleotide messenger RNA. Its product is annotated as olfactory receptor 5B3-like. Lineage: Eukaryota; Metazoa; Chordata; Mammalia; Rodentia; Spalacidae. Gene Ontology annotation, biological process: G protein-coupled receptor signaling pathway; sensory perception of smell. The record is from RefSeq and is a predicted model, not a curated record. Bases 1 to 933 code for a protein of 310 amino acids. The transcript has a single exon. Gene Ontology annotation, molecular function: G protein-coupled receptor activity; olfactory receptor activity; odorant binding. Gene Ontology annotation, cellular component: membrane.
AUGAUACUGAUGGAGAAUAGGACAGGAGUGACACAGUUCAUCCUGCUGGGACUCACAGAUGACCCAGGCCUGAAGGUUCCCCUCUUUAUAACAUUUCUCCUCAUCUACAUCACCACUCUGGUUGGGAAUCUGGGGAUGAUCUUGCUGAUUCUUUCAGACUCACGGCUCCACACUCCCAUGUACUUUUUCCUAGGUAACCUUUCCUUGGUUGAUUUUGGCUACUCUUCAGCUGUCACUCCCAAAGUCAUGUCUGGACUCCUCUUAGGAGACAAGGUCAUGCCCUACAAUGACUGUGCGGCUCAAAUGUUCUUUUUUGCAGCUUUUGCUACUGUGGAAAAUUUUCUGUUGGCCUCAAUGGCCUAUGAUCGAUAUGUAGCAGUGUGUAAGCCCCUGUACUAUGCCACCACCAUGACUACUAGUGUGUGUGCAUGGCUGGUCACAGGCUGUUAUGUUCUUGGUUUCUUGAAUGUCUCUGUAUAUACUGGGGACACGUUCAGUCUCUCCUUUUGUAAGUUCAAUGUGGUCCAUCAUUUUUUCUGUGAGAUCCCAACAGUCAUGGCUCUUUCUUGCUCUGAUAGACAUGUAAAUGAACUGGUUCUUAUUGGCUUAGCCAGCUUCAAUAUCUUUUUUGCUCUCAUAAUAAUCUUAGCAUCCUACAUGGUAAUUUUCAUCACCAUUCUGAAGAUGCACUCAGGAGCAGGACAUCGGAAGGCUUUUUCCACCUGUGCCUCCCACUUCACAGCAGUCUCCAUUUUCUAUGGAACCAUCAUCUUCAUGUAUUUGCAGCCCAGCUCCAGUCAUGCCAUGGACACUGACAAAAUAGUGUCUGUGUUCUACACCAUGGUCAUCCCUAUGCUGAACCCUCUAGUCUACAGCCUGAGGAACAAAGAGGUCAGGAAUGCAUUCAUGAAGGUUGUGCUGAAGAAAAAAUAA